Molecule: messenger RNA, 2994 nt
Organism: Lactuca sativa (garden lettuce)
Lineage: Eukaryota; Viridiplantae; Streptophyta; Magnoliopsida; Asterales; Asteraceae
Source: RefSeq, a predicted model, not a curated record
AUGGUGAAAAACUACGCUAUAAAGAGGGAAGAUACAUGCAUGAUGGAAGCAUAUGAAGUCAAAAUGAAAUCAAGAAAAGGGAGGAGGCCUUCAAUGGCCUCUCUCAUUGUAUCUCUUAUUGUAGUAAUAGUUUCUUUAAGCUAUCCUUUACCAAUAACCGCAGAAUUGAAACCAUAUGAGCCAUUUAACCAUCCCAUCCACGCUAAGCCGCCACCGCCACCUCCAAAGUCUCCUCCUCCUCCUCCAUCAUCCAACCUCUUUAGUUUACCAUUACCGCCACUUUUUCCAGGAACUCCUAAGUCGCCUUCCCCUCCUAAGUCACCCUCUCCCCCACCACCUAAGGGAAAGCAAAAGAAAAAGUCGUCGUCACCUCCCAAGGAAAAGGGAAAGAAAAAGAAAAAGAAAAAGGGAAAGGAAAAAUCGCCACCGCCUCCCAAAGAAGACGAAAAGGAAAAGUCACCCCCACCUCCUGAGGAAAAAGAAGAGUCACCCCCACCUCCUGAGGAAACAGAAAAGUCGCCACCACCUCCUGAGGAAACGGAAAAGUCGCCCCCACCUCCUAUGGGAAAUGAAAAGUCACCCCCACCUCCCAAGACAGGGCCCGAUCUUCCAAUUAAAAUACCUAAUCCACCAAUUGCAUUACCUAAACUACCUGGACUACCUACAGUACCAUCGCCUCCACAGUCUCCUCCACCAACACCGUCAUUGUCUAUCAAAGGAAUUAUUUUUCCACCCGCAGCACCAAUUUUACCACCUCUUGUGCCAGGGCUAGCACCAGGGCUACCUCCCCUUCCAUUACCUGAUCCAAUACCUAAACCACCACCAGGUGUUUUACCACCUCCUGUGCCAGGGCUAGCACCAGGGCUACCUCCGCUUCCAUUACCUGAUCCAGUACCUAAACCACCACCAGUCAUUCAUGGAAAGUCACCACCAUCUCCUCCAAAGUCUCCUCCGCCAACACGACCAUUGUCUAUCCAUAUUCCCAUUUUGCCACAUGUACCACCAAUUUUACCACCUCCUGUGCCAGGGCUAGCACCAGGGCUACCUCCCCUUCCAUUACCAAAUCCAAUACCUAAACCACCACCAGGUUCUUUACCACCUCCUGUGCCAGGAGUAGCACCAGGGCUACCUCCCCUUCCAUUACCUGAUCUAAAACCUAAACCACCACCAUCAUCGCCACCUCCAGAGUCUCCUCCACUAACAUCAUCAUUCUCCAUCCAAGGUGCUAUUUUGCCACACAUACCACCAGUUUUACCACCUCCUGUGCCAGGGCUAGCACCAGGGCUACCUCCUCUUCCAUUACCUGAUCCAAUACCUAAACCACCACCAGGUACUUUACCACCUCCUGUGCCAGGGCUAGCACCAGGGCUACCUCCCCUUCCAUUACCUGAUCUAAAACCUAAACCACCACCAUCAUCGCCACCUCCAGAGUCUCCUCCACUAACAUCAUCAUUAUCCAUCCAAGGUGCUAUUUUGCCACACAUACCACCAAUUUUACCACCUCCCGUGCCAGGGCUAGCACCAGGGCUACCUCCCCUUCCGUUACCUGAUCCAAUACCUAAACCACCACCAGGUGCUUUACCACCUCCUGUGCCAGGGCUAGCACCAGGGCUACCUCCCCUUCCAUUACCUGAUCUAAAACCUAAACCACCACCAUCAUCACCACCACCAGAGUCUCCUCCAUCAACACCACCAUUGUCCAGCCACGGUCCUAUUUUUCCACACAUACCACCAAUUUUACCACCUCCCGUGCCAGGGCUAGCACCAGGGCUACCUCCCCUUCCGUUACCUGAUCCAAUACCUAAACCACCACCAGGUGCUUUACCACCUCCUGUACCAGGGCUAGCGCCAGGGCUACCUCCCCUUCCUUUACCUGAUCUAAAACCUAAACCACCACCAUCAUCGCCACCUCCAGAGUCUUCUCCACCAACACCACCAUUGUCUAUCCACGGUCCCAUUUUGCCACACAUACCACCAAUUUUACCACCUCCUGUGCCAGGGCUAGCACCAGGGCUACCUCCCCUUCCAUUACCUGAUCUAAAACCUAAACCACCACCAUCAUCGCCACCUCCAGAGUCUCCUCCACUAACAUCAUCAUUAUCCAUCCAAGGUGCUAUUUUGCCACACAAACCACCAGUUUUACCACCUCCUGUGCCAGGGCUAGCACCAGGGCUACCUCCCCUUCCAUUACCUGAUCCAAUACCUAAACCACCACCAGGUACUUUACCACCUCCUGUUCCGGGGGCAGCACCAGGGCUACCUCCCCUUCCGUUACCUGAUUUAAAACCUAAACCACCACCAUCAUCAUCACCGCCAGAGUCUCCUCCGUCAACACGAUCAUUAUCAAUCCAAGGUGUUAUUUUCCCACAUGUACCACCGAUUUUACCACCUCCUGUGCCAGGGCUAGCACCAGGGCUACCUCCACUUCUGUUACCUGAUCCAAUACCUAAACCACCACCAGGUGCUUUACCACCUCCUGUUCCGGGGGCAGCACCAGGGCUACCUCCCCUUCCAUUACCCGAUCCAAUACCUAAACCACCACCAGGUGGUUCACCAUCAUCACCUCCACCACCAACACAAUAUAUUUAUGGCAAUUCUCUACCAAAACCUCUUAAUUCAUCAGCACCACCAAAAUACAUUCAUGCAACGUCUCCACCAUCAUCUCCUAAGUCUCAUCCACCACCUCAAACCUUCCAUGGUAUUAUUGAUCCACUUCCAGCUCCACCACUACCUCUAAUGCCACCACCCGUCCCACUACCACCUCCUGCACCAGGGCUCGCACCAGGGUUACCACCACUUCCAGUACCCGAUCCAAAAUUACCCAAACCACCUCCGCUUCCGGUACCAGAUCCAAAAUUACCCCAACCACCUCCACUUCCGAUACCCGAUCCAAAAUUACCCCAACCACCUCCACUUCCGAUACCCGAUCCAAAAUUACCCAACCCACCACCUCUUCCAAUACCUAAACCACCGUUAUAUGUUCAUGGAAAGUAG